GUCACACAGCAGCAGGUUCAGAGUGGAAAGGUUGGCAGGAUGAAGAAAUGGCAGCCGGCGCGCUGCGGUGUUGGCAGUGACCAACAUGGCUAAUUUCUCGAUAGGCGACCUCCCACACGUACGCAUAUUUCUUAAAAUAUGAGGAGUAUACCUUAAAAUCUGAUACAUACUUAAGUAGGAACGCGUUUAAAGACUUAUACGCAUGGCUUUACUGUAUGAGAUGGUGUGGCGGUUUUUGCACGCGCUGCUAUAUGUUCAGCGCGCGCUGGUCGCUUGGUUUCGAGUCCACAUCUGGAGAUGGAAACGGGCAGUGGUGGGAUUAUUACUGCCCCUUGCCCUCGGCUUUCAUAAUCAGAAAAAGGCUGGACCCAUAGGCAAACGGACCAGCCGCCGGGUUCGCUGGGGAGCCGACGGCAGGACGAUAGAGAAGCUGCCCCUUCAUGUGGGGUUAUUGAUCACUGAGGAGGAGAUACACUAUUCUGACAUUGCCAAUCUAGUGGUCUGGUGCAUGGCAGUGGGCAUCUCAUAUGUCAGUGUUUAUGAUAAUCAAGGUGUCUUCAAGAGGAAUAACUCCAGACUCAUGGAGGAGAUCCUGAAAAAACAGCAGGAGUUUUUGGGAAUGGACAGCUCCAAAUACUCAGUGGAGUUGUUGAAGAAUGGUACAGAUAAACAAGAGCAUCAAGUGUUAUCUUGUCAGUCAGUGGUCAAGGUCUUCUCUCCAGACGAUGGGCGGCUCAGUAUCGUCCAGGCAGCCCAGCAGCUCUGUAGGGCCGUCGAGCAGAGGGAAAGGACAUCCAAAGACAUUGAUGUCACUGUGCUGGACUCAUUACUCAGAGAGUCGAAGAACAUACCUGACCCAGACCUGGUGCUGAAGUUCGGUCCUGUGGAAAGCACACUUGGUUUUCUUCCCUGGCACAUCAGACUAACAGAGAUUAUGGAACUUCUCCUCACGCUGGCUCUCGGCCAGGUCUUAUCGCUGCUCAUCUGUGGGAUUGGCCUGACCAGCAAAUACCUGGCGGAUGAUUACCAUGCCAACACCCCCGUGUUUCAGGGCUUUCUCAACUACAUCCUGCUGUUCCUGGUCUACACUACCACGCUUGCAGUCAGGCAAGGAGAGGAGAAUCUAUUGGCGAUACUGAAAAGAAGAUGGUGGAAGUACAUGAUUCUGGGAUUGAUUGAUAUAGAAGCCAAUUACCUGGUCAUCAAAGCCUACCAGUACACCACACUGACCAGCGUUCAGCUGCUGGACUGCUUCGUGAUCCCCGUGGUGUUGCUGCUGUCGUGGUUCUUCCUGUUAGUCAGGUAUAAAGUGCUGCACUUUGUGGGUGUGGGCGUGUGUCUCCUGGGCAUGGGCUGCAUGGUGGGCGCCGACGUCCUGGUGGGCCGACAACAAGGCCUCGGGGACCACAAACUCUUAGGGGAUUUAUUGGUUCUUGCGGGGGCGACGCUCUACGGCAUCUCCAAUGUUUGUGAGGAGUUCAUUGUGAAGAACCUGAGCCGGGUCGAAUUCCUGGGAAUGAUGGGUCUCUUUGGCUCCUUCUUCAGUGGUAUCCAACUGGCCAUUAUGGAGCACAAGGAACUUCUGAAGGUGCAGUGGGACUGGCAGAUCGGGCUGCUGUACAUUGGAUUCAGCGCAUGCAUGUUUGGCCUGUACAGCUUCAUGCCUGUGGUAAUCAAAAGAACCAGCGCCACAGCGGUGAACCUCUCUCUGCUGACAGCCGACCUGUACAGCCUCUUUUGCGGCCUGUUCCUGUUCCAGUACAAGUUUUCAGGGCUUUACCUGCUGUCCUUCUUCAUCAUCCUCCUGGGACUGGUCCUCUACUCCUCUUCCUCCACCUACGUGGCACAGGAUCCUCGCGUUUAUAAACAGUUCCGCAACACGGGAAACGCUAUCACAGACACGCCCACUGUGGGGCCCCUGGAGCCUUCAGUGACCUAUACGAGCCUGGGUCAGGAAAUAGAAGAGGAGCCUCGCAUACGAGUAGCCUGAAGGGGGCGUGGUCAAUCCAAAACCAAUCAUCCACUGCCCGGCCCAGCAGUCUGUAGAAAAGUGAAAGAAAACGAUCACUGAAUGAUGUAAUCAACCACGUAGCAAAUGAGUACACUGUGAUCACGAACUGUCAAUAGGUAGCAGUGACUUCUGUAUAUCUGAGUUAUCAGAUCCAUCAUGUAUAGAGAUGAUUUCACCUCAUUGCCUCUUUCCCCGCGGCAAAUUAAGUGUUUAGAAGGAUUCGUGCUGACUGUUUUGUCCAAAUGCUCACUUGUGAAUGUUUUAUUUUCUUAUACGAGCACAAAGGGUUCAUUGUAUCUGAACGUUUGACAAGGUUUGUCUCAUACAGUUUCAUGAAUAUUUUAUGUUUUAAAUCUAAUGACAUCUCUGGAAAACUGCAUUCUGAGUUUUAAAAUGCUGAUUUGAGCCAGUGCCUUGCCAUGUAAUAUUAUUAUUGUGGGUUCCAUUAGCCAAUGAGAAAUCAUGACUUCUGAAAACAGUGUCAUCAGUAUUGGACAUCAUGUCUUGAUUGCAUAUUGUAUUAUCUGCUCAAAAUUAUAAAUAUUUCCAUCUACAAAAAGGUAAAAAAAAAAAAAAAAAAGUGUGAUUUUCCAUCUUUCUUUAACUGUUAUACCAUAUUCAUUUGUUUUAUAUUUGUCAUAUUGUUUAUCUUGUUUUAAUUCUGCCAAGAAAGGGUACAUGCAUUUGUAUUAAAUAUAAAAGUCUGUGUAAUAGCAAUUGAUUGUAAACUUGUAAACUAUUUUACUGCACUUGACUUUGUUUUAUAAGCAGUUCAGUCUUUAAUUAUCAUCUUAUUUGGAUAAAAAUCCAGUACAAUACAUGUGUAAAGUUAUUCUGAACUGAUAUCUACAUUUUGUUUUGUUUAAUUUUUUUCUUUUUUCGUUUUUGUCAUUUAAAUAUUGGAAAUUCUUAAUGUGUCUGACUUGCUUAAAAUAAAGUAUAUUUGUCUUAAACUCAAAAAA
Molecule: messenger RNA, 2973 nt
Organism: Ctenopharyngodon idella (grass carp)
Lineage: Eukaryota; Metazoa; Chordata; Actinopteri; Cypriniformes; Xenocyprididae
Product: dehydrodolichyl diphosphate synthase complex subunit nus1
Exons: 11
Coding region: 203-1990 (595 amino acids)
Biological process (GO): transmembrane transport
Cellular component (GO): dehydrodolichyl diphosphate synthase complex; endoplasmic reticulum membrane
Molecular function (GO): ditrans,polycis-polyprenyl diphosphate synthase [(2E,6E)-farnesyl diphosphate specific] activity; transmembrane transporter activity
Source: RefSeq, a predicted model, not a curated record